AUGACUGUCACACAAAUUGAAACCUCUACCUUCAUUCCAACUGUCACCAAAAGCAAUAAGUGCAGUGGCACCAACAGCAGCACUUCUCUCCAACUCUGUGAGAAUCUUUUAGCAACUUGGGACCCUUUCGGUAUCUCCUCAAACUCGAGCACUUCAAGAUCGACUUCGUCUUCGCGCACAAGUCACAGCUUUACCACUACGACUACAACUACCACAAAGCCAUCGUCGACCAGCAGUAUCCCAACUCCAGGAAAUCUUUACGUCUUCAGUGCCACUGACACGGAAAUCCUUGAUAUUAAUUCCUCUGGAAAUGUUGUCUUGUCCAAUCCAUCAUCAGGUCUCACUGCAGCAUUUAUUCUAAAUGCGGACGGCACGUUGACUUCGUACGGGUCUAAUGUGAAAAUCUUCGCAGACUUUUCAGACACAGUCACUGCCAAGCGCGCAAUCAAUAUCGCCUAUAGUCUUGGAUUUUGUCUUUCAGAAAACAUCCUCCGUCGUAGAGGCAGGGCUCGGGGACAUAUAAUCAUUUUCCCUCGUGCUGCUGGGGCAGAUGGCAAAUCGUAUGGCCAGUUUUCUAUCAGUAGUAGCUUACUACAACUUGAUAGUAACGGUUCUACUUAUGGCUGGGUUAACUGCGUAUCUAACAAUGUUGCGGUUUAUGAUACUGCUAGCGACGAUGUACCAGGGGAUUGCGGCGCUAUUGACUUGACGGCGUCCAGCGUUCCAACAGCAUCAUACUCACAGUAUUACUCCGCUGGCCUUAAGAGAAAGAGUCAGAUUAGUGGGGUAUCAACUUGUAGUAUUUCCCCAGGUAGUUCAUCGUCAAUCAGCACAACUAGUAGUCGGACUGGGGGGGCAACCGGUACGGCAACCUCGGGUAUUGACGUCCUACCGGAUGUGCCGUCUGGAACUUUGACAAACACUGCUGCUGAGGCCGACUUUACCAGCACAGAGGAUCCUUUCCCCGUCUUUGCCAUGGCUGCCUUCAAUGAGGGUAAUAUAUAUGUCAACGAUGAUCUUCAACUUGUUAUGCGAGAUAGGAAUGGCACUGACUUCCAUGGUUUCCAGUUGACAUCGGACGAUCAAAUGGUUUUCUACGGCGGCAACUUCACAGUUUAUGCAAAUACAUCUGUGAGGACUGUAGACUCAAUUGAUGACCGUGCCAUCUGCUAUGAGAACCGUAUCAUGCUCAUGCUAAGCCUUGACGGCAGUUAUCCUGCAGGUGCAACCAUGGGGCCAUUUAUUACGGAUCCUGAUGUUGGUCUCCUUUUAUUGAACUGGGUCUUCCUGGCCUGCGACGAAGAUUCACAUCUCGAGAUUGCUUACUUAGAUUGUCCCGUCAGAGAGGGUUGUAUGGCUGUGAACCCUGCUCUAUUCUUACUAGAUUCCUUAUCUAGACAACAGGCUUUAUAUAAUGGGGCUAUCCUCGCCCAAAAAGCAAUUCCGACCUCGACUUAUAUGGAACCAAACGCCACUACAAUUGUCUUAUAUGAGACCAAUGCGGUUAAUGCCGUGAGAGAUAUCCUUCUUCAGGGAGGUUAUUUCGAGUUUUGCUCUUCUGAACUCGGCCUCUACUUCACGAGUACUGUUACUGAAACUGAAGUUACAAUAGUCUCCACGGAGACUACUGCUGCUACUGAGACACUUUCCAUUGUCGAUUAUAGUGCAGUUGUCAUCGAACAGGUAACAACGGCUACGACACGUCAGACUACCACCACGACGACAUCCCCCUUCAACAUUCUCUAUACAAGUACAAGCAGGAGUGUUUCUUGGACUACUACAGCUACAAGCACCACAUCCUUCACUUCGACCCGGACCACCACAACAACAGCAUAUACGUGUACUUCAUUAACGACAAUCAAUACUAUAGCCUAUGCAACUAAGAGCCCACCUGUUACAUCAGGAAUUUUCACAACUACUUCAACCACCACUACUCGAAGGGGUCGUGGCUUAGGCGCGCGUGACGUAGCUUUUAGGGAAAGAGUCCAAGAUGCAGCUUUGACUCCCACGUACAUCCAGUCCUUUGACGCCGUUAUCGUUGCCUCAGCAUGCAGUUUAUAUUUCGAAAUUCUGUAUAAUAAUUUUGGAGUCACGCCAACAUCACUUACAUUCAUGGUAGACGAAACAAGUAUUAUAAAUGGCACGGAAACUACAUAUUCCUCUACAAGCACGAGCACUGCUAGUACAUCUUACAAUGUCCUCGGCACGGUGACAAGCUAUUCCUUCACUACUACUAUUACCAGUGCUUCGACGUCUUUGUCGAUAAAUACGAACUACGUUACAUCAACGACCAGGACGACCACAACUGCGAUCGAAUUACAGACACAUGUGGUGAGAACUGGAACAUUGACUACUACCACGACAACCGGCGGUAGUACGACUAGAACCGUAAUCGACGCAAGCACCACAACUGUCUGUCGCCCGCGCCAUAGACCAACUAACGGCGUAAUUGGCGGACAGCUAAUAUCCGGAGGGCGAGAGCCUUUAGAUAACUUCACCACCACCAGAAAUAUAACUUACGAUUUAAGCUUGUCUGAAGCGUCUAGGUACCAAGAACGCGGCUACGUUCUAUGGCGACAACUUCCCGGCGGGUUUCCUGCACCAGACGCCCCUAUUGAUGCUCGAGUCCAGGCUGACAAAUACCGGAACGAAACUGGAUGGGCUUGGGUCGGCUGGAACUUCUUCACUUGUCCCCAAACCACGUAUAGCGUCAGUGUCACCUACAAGUGGUUUUUUGACAAAAACAAUCAACAAUCUGUUUUUGGUCUUCCCGAUGCAGCAGACUACUACAAAAAUUCAGAAUUCAGUUUCUUUAUUUCAGGCCUUGGGGAUGAAUCAUACAAAAACGUAAAUGCCUAUGAUGUGCCUCUCCCGUCGGGUAAGGCUGCAUCGCUUGACGGUUCCCCAGACGGGGCCCUACGUAUGACAAGAGAAUUCACUGCCGUUUCAUGGGUCCAUGGUGUAUAUUUUGGGCUUAGUUGGAGGUUUAGACAUAAUUACACGACACCGGUUUUGACCGCACAACAGUAUAUGAUUAGCACCAACAGGCUCCUUAUAUAUGGAUUCAACAUAUCCGAUGAUAUCCCGCUCGCGGACAGGCCUGGGGUGUCGUGGUUCUUACCUAACUAA
Messenger RNA from Orbilia oligospora ATCC 24927, 3129 nucleotides. RefSeq lists its product as uncharacterized. NCBI's taxonomy places the organism in Eukaryota, Fungi, Ascomycota, Orbiliomycetes, Orbiliales, Orbiliaceae. The transcript is spliced from 2 exons. The record is from RefSeq and is a predicted model, not a curated record. The coding region runs from base 1 to 3129 and encodes 1042 amino acids.